Molecule: messenger RNA, 3013 nt
Organism: Balaenoptera ricei (Rice's whale)
Lineage: Eukaryota; Metazoa; Chordata; Mammalia; Artiodactyla; Balaenopteridae
Gene: STX3
Product: syntaxin 3
Exons: 11
Coding region: 182-1051 (289 amino acids)
Biological process (GO): synaptic vesicle fusion to presynaptic active zone membrane; exocytic insertion of neurotransmitter receptor to postsynaptic membrane; intracellular protein transport
Cellular component (GO): postsynapse; presynaptic active zone membrane; plasma membrane
Molecular function (GO): SNAP receptor activity; SNARE binding
Source: RefSeq, a predicted model, not a curated record
CGCGGCGCCGGCUGGGCCGGAGGGGGCGGCGCGGCGGAGCCUCCAGUGGCCUCGGACGCUCCUUCUCGCCCGCGGCCGCCGCCGCCCGCCUCCUGCUCCUUCGUCCUGGCCGGGCCCGGACGCCACUUCCGGCCGCUCACCUGGGACGUGCUCACCUGCCUCCGGGCGCCUGGGCACCAGGAUGAAGGACCGGCUGGAGCAGCUGAAGGCCAAGCAGCUGACACAGGAUGACGAUGCCGAUGAGGUCGAGAUUGCUGUUGACAACACAGCUUUCAUGGACGAGUUCUUUUCUGAGAUAGAGGAAACUCGAUUCAACAUUGACAAGAUCUCAGAGCACGUGGAGGAAGCUAAGAAGCUCUACAGUAUCAUCCUGUCUGCGCCCAUUCCAGAGCCAAAAACCAAGGAUGACCUGGAGCAGCUCAUGACUGAGAUCAAGAAAAGGGCCAACAAUGUCCGGAACAAACUGAAGAGCAUGGAGAGGCAUAUUGAAGAAGACGAGGUCCGGUCGUCAGCAGACCUUCGGAUUCGGAAAUCCCAGCACUCCGUCCUCUCCCGGAAGUUUGUGGAGGUGAUGACCAAAUACAACGAGGCUCAGGUGGACUUCCGUGAACGCAGCAAAGGGCGAAUCCAGCGGCAGCUCGAGAUCACCGGCAGAAAGACAACAGAUGAGGAGCUGGAGGAGAUGCUGGAGAGUGGGAACCCUGCCAUCUUCACCUCGGGGAUCAUCGACUCUCAGAUUUCCAAGCAAGCCCUCAGUGAGAUCGAGGGACGGCACAAGGACAUCGUGAGGCUGGAGAGCAGCAUCAAGGAGCUUCACGACAUGUUCAUGGACAUCGCCGUGCUGGUGGAGAACCAGGGUGAGAUGUUAGAUAACAUAGAGUUGAAUGUCAUGCACACGGUGGACCACGUGGAGAAGGCUCGGGAGGAGACAAAAAGAGCCGUGAAGUACCAGGGUCAGGCCCGGAAGAAAUUGAUAAUUAUCAUUGUGGUAGUGGUUGUGUUGCUGGGCAUUUUAGCGUUGGUUAUUGGACUUUCCGUUGGGCUGAAGUAAGGGCGGCCCGGAAGGCUGCUGCCCUGAAAUGUGUGUGGCUUGUGGCUGAGUCUUACUGUUGCUCUUCACCGUCACCCUGGCCGCUGACCGGCUCCUCCUCCCCCUGCCUCUUGUAGAGCCCACUUCACCCCAGCCUGGUGUGGCCGCCCUUGUCUUCAGAUGGGAACGGAGUGUGAAUGGCCUUCCUGAGAGAGAGUGGGACCUGUUCCUUUGUUUUCUUGUAACCAACCUUGGACCUGACCCAGCAAACAGUCUAGCCCAGGAGGAAUCUAAACUGCUGAUGCAGCCCUCAGAACCUUCUCCUGCCCCACCGGCUCUGAAGCACCUUCUCCUGGACUGUAGGAACUGCCCCGGCUUCUCCUUCUCCCCUCUGAUGUGUCAAAUUAUGCCCCGCACCUUGGAGAGCCUACCUGAGACCUCCCCAAGGUGCUGUAUUUUCUACCUCAUGGAGUGUUCUUCUCCCCAGAAUCGCAGUGUAUUUUUUUUUUGCCGGGGGUGGAUAUCUUUAACAAAGCAAGGGGAUUCUUCCAAGUUCGGCAACAGUAAGGCUUGGACCUGAGUCUUCUCCCUGGCAGGACCCCAGUGCUCACGGCUGGUUGUCCCUGUCCUGAAAGCAGGAGGGACUGGCAGAGGUCGUUCUGGUCUUGGAAGCUGACUUCUUGUUUGAAAUUCAGCCUCAAAUUAAGCUCUCAGUGUGUUCAGCUCAAUGGCCAACUCGAUCUCUGUCUAUGUUGUACUCCCUCAUGUUGACUCAAGGAGGCGCUGCCAUGAGACAGUUGUCUGAGGUUACCGUCUGUAAAGGCUGGGCGUAUGGAGUAACUGUUUCCGUGUCUCAGUCUUGGGAACUGGCUGUUUACUGUUAGAGUGAUGCUUUGUGAAGCCAUUGCCUUGAGGCCCAGAAUAACCAGGCACUAAAAUUAGGCCAGGGAUGAGGUGCUUGAGUCUCAGGCUCUGGGAAUGUUUCAAGCCGGGGCGAGUAUGAGUAUUCAGCCAUUUCAUGUCUUCCAAGUGUAUUUUUAUAAUCGUGUGUGUGAGAUGUAUGUACAUACAGGUAUGUGUCUCUCAGGAAGUAGGAAACUGGAAAUGAGGAUAUUAUAACCUCAAAAAAAUAACUUGAGCUAGGCUAAAAAUUAGGUAAGAGACAUUUGCUUACCUGCAAAUGAAUCAUAGUAGAAAUGUGACCUUCCCACAUCAUCGGGAAACCUGCUGUUUUCUGCACAAGUGCUCAGAGAAUCACAGAUGGUUGGGGUGAGGACUAACUUGACCCCCAUUAGGUUUUUAGCAGACAGAAGGUGUGACAAGCUCAACACCUCUCCCCGCUUGCUGCCUGGGCUAGGCUUGUCCUGAGAACAUCCCCCAGCAGUCUGCUAUCAUUCAUGGGACCUUCGGGAUGUCCCGUCUCCAGGACGGAGUCAGCUCGGGGAGGCCAGGGUCUACUCAGCAGAUCCUCCUGCUCCCAGAUUCACGAGCUUGAUAGAUUCUUUGUCGCCCCCGCUUGUCAUGGAGCAAACAAAAGCCAGGAAGUUUCUAAGCGUAGUGACGGUGCUGAGCCAGUGUGAGCCCCUUAGAUCCCCUGCUGGUCUCUGCCGGCCUCCCGGAUUGAUAUUUCAGCUUUGACUUUAAUGCAUUCUAGGAUAGGGCGAGCACCCUGACCCAGGCCUGGUCCAUUGGCUUCCUUUGCAAAGGAAUGAUUACUCCUCAUCAUUGCCCAGCACUUGGACGGAGCCCAGGGGACGCCCUCUUGCCUGUGGCUAUGAUGUCCAACAGGCCUGGCUCCGCAACCAGGGCAGACAAGCUUCAAUCACAGACCGAUCUUUGCUCUCCUGAGAUUGAGGCCUGGGGCUUAUAGUUUGGAAUACAAGUGAAGGGAUUUUUGUUCUUUCUUUUUACUUUUUUUAAAAAUGUAAACUUGAUUAUUUUAUUGCUAAUUUAAAAAUAAAUGACUUUAUAUUGAUUGUGAAA